Molecule: messenger RNA, 3459 nt
Organism: Armigeres subalbatus
Lineage: Eukaryota; Metazoa; Arthropoda; Insecta; Diptera; Culicidae
Exons: 1
Coding region: 1-3459 (1152 amino acids)
Source: RefSeq, a predicted model, not a curated record
AUGAAUCCUCAAGCGACCGUGUUCCAGCCAGAUGUGAGCAGUGUCUUUGGUGUUCCUUUGCUGAGUCAAAGCCAAGUAUCAGCGCGUCAAGCGGUCAACAAAGAACUCCCAACAUUUUCCGGAAACCCAGAGGAGUGGCCACUCUUCCUAGCAAGUUACGAGCACUCAACUAGAAUUUGUGGAUACAGUGAGGAAGAGAACAUGCUAAGACUACAACGAAGCCUUAAAGGAAAGGCCUUGGAAGCGGUACGUUGUCGGCUGCUACUGCCUGCUAGUCUGCCUGGAGUACUAGCGACACUCAAGACCCUUUUUGGAAGACCAGAGAUCAUCGUUCAUUCGCUAGUGAACAAAAUUCGUGAGAUGCCGCCACCGAAAGCAGAGAAUCUGCAAACGCUGAUCGACUUCGGAGUUGCGGUACAAAACGUUUGUGCCACUAUCACCGCUUCAGGCCUAAAUGAGUACAUGUGCAACGUGGCUCUACUGCAGGAAUUGACGGAAAGAUUGCCGCCGGCUAUCAGGUUGAAUUGGGCGUACCACCGGCAGGGGCUAAACAGGGUAACGUUAACAGAAUUUGGAGAUUGGUUGGGGAAGUUGGUUGAAGCUGCGAGCAUCGUCACUAUUCCAUCCAUUAGCGCCCCAAAACCAGAGAGACAUGGACAGAAGGGGAACAAUUACAUCAACAUCCAUACAGAAGGCGAUCUUAGUAUCGACGUCCCUUCGUAUGAUCGACCGGCUGCUGAUCCUAGAAGGUGUCUUAUUUGCCGGAAUGAAUGCAGCGGUCCUGAAAAGUGCCCAAGGUUUCUCGAUAUGGAUGUUGGGUCACGCUGGACAAUUGUUAAGGAGCAGAAAUUGUGCAAAAAAUGUUUGCGGAAGCACUUUGGUGCUUGUCAAGUUAAAACGCCUUGCGGAAGAAACGAUUGUACGUUCAUGCACAACAAGCUGUUGCACGACGACAAGCGGUAUAGCAAGCCUUCCACAAUGGAAUCAGCGAAACCAUUGGUCGAGAAUUCGUCGACGCAAAGCUGUAACACGCAUUCGAAAAUGGCGAGGAGAAUUUUAUUCCGCUACGUGCCCGUGACGAUAUACGGUAAAGGGAGACAAGUAACAACCUAUGCGUUUCUCGACGACGGUUCUUCAGCAACCCUGAUGGAGGACAGUCUGUUGAGAGAAUUAGGACUUAAGGGGAAGCCUUACCCAUUGUGCCUCGACUGGACCAACGGCCAUCAGCGAGAGGAAAACGAAUCCGUAGUGCUGGCUCUGAAGAUAUCUGGCACGAGUGAAACUAGUGAAAUAAUUGAGCUCCCAGAAGUCCACACAGUCCGAGAUCUUUCUCUGGCUAAGCAAUCACUAUCAGUGUCAAAAUUAGCUAGCAAAUACAGCUUCAUCAAUGGAUUGCCACUGGAACCGUACGACAAUGCCUCCUCCCGAAUCCUUAUUGGAAUGGACAACUGUCGACUGGGCCAUGCUUUGAAAAGCAUAGAAGGAGGCGAACAUGAACCAGUGGUGUCAAGAACUCGUCUUGGAUGGAUGAUUUACGGUCCGUGUGCUAUGGAAUCUGGAGCGAUCAACUCUAACUACAGUGGUCAUCAUAGCUUUCAUAUAUGCCCGUGCAUGAAAGAAGAAGGAAUGGACGUAGCCCUAAAGGAGUACUUUUCAAUAGAAUCCUUGGGAAUCAGCGGCACGUAUAACACAAUGCCAUCAAAGGACGAAGAGAGGGCAUUGAAGAUUCUGGCAACUGAAACACGUCUAAUUGGAAACCGCUUCGAGACCGGCCUACUGUGGCGUUUUGAUCAGGUCCAGCUGCCUAACAACAAACGAAUGGCUUUGAAGCAUUUUGCCUGCCUCCAGAAGCGGAUGAUGCGGGAACCGGAACUAGCGGCAGCGAUUCGUGUGAAGAUGAUCCAGUAUGAAGAAAAGGGGUAUAUCCGGAGGCUUUCAGAAACGGAGAAGGCGGUGAAGCGUCCCAAUGACUGGUUUCUGCCUAUCUUCCCUGUCAUAAAUCCGAACAAACCCGGUAAACUACGGAUAGUCUUCGAUGCAGCGGCAGAAGUCAACGGUGUCUCGCUUAAUUCAUUCCUCCUGACCGGGCCUGAUCAACUGGUAUCGCUUUUAACAGUGCUCUACAAAUUCCGUGAAUUUCGCAUCGCGGUUGUAGGUGACAUCAGAGAAAUGUUCUUCCAAGUUCGAAUGAAAGCGCAGGAUCAGCGGAGCCAAAUGAUUCUAUGGAACGAUGGAAAUCUGGAAAACGAGCCUGAAGUAUAUGUAGUGACAGUAAUGACCUUUGGCGCUGCAUGCUCCCCAAGUUGUGCACACUACGUGAAGAAUCUAAACGCUGAUAGGUUCAAAGAUAAGUAUCCGAGAGCGGUUGAGUCCAUCAAGUACGAACACUAUGUCGACGACAUGUUGGCAAGUGUAGAGACCGAGGAAGAAGCAGUGAAGCUAGCCAACGAAGUGCGCACCAUUCACUCUGAAGGAGGCUUCGAGAUUCGGAAUUGGUUAUCGAACUCCAAGUUGGUCCUCGCAAAUCUGCAUGAUAACAGCACCGCAGAGAAAAAUUUAGGGUUUCAUGCUGAAAUGCCAACGGAAAAGGUGCUGGGGAUGUGGUGGAACACGACCACAGAUACGUUCACCUUUAAGUUAUCACCGAAGCACGAUGUCGAACUACUGUCAGGUGUUAGAAUGCCCACGAAACGUGAAGUGCUGAGGACGUUGAUGGCAAUAUUUGAUCCAGUAGGACUCAUCGCUAAUUUGCUGAUCUACUUGAAGAUCCUGCUACAAGAAAUCUGGCGUGCAGGAUGCGGCUGGGAUGACGAGAUCAGCGGAAAGCUAGCUGAAAGAUGGUUGACAUGGGUUGAAGUGCUACCUCGCGUCCGUCAAGUCAACAUUCCUCGCUGCUACAGAAUCGAAACGUCCGCCAAUCCGACAAGUAAUUUGGAAUUGCAUAUUUUCUGCGACGCCAGUGAGAACGGGAUUGCUGCUGUUGCCUAUUUCAGGUUCGAAGAAAAAGGAAAGGUUGAAUGCUCGCUGGUUGGAUCGAAGACACGUGUUUCCCCUCUGAAGUUCCUUUCCAUACCUCGCCUUGAGCUUCAGGCUGCUGUGAUUGGUUCUCGACUCGCCGAUUCCAUCGUCAAGUCACAUCGAUUGAGGAUCAUGCGUCGCGUUUUCUGGACCGACUCCCGUGAUGUUGUCUGCUGGUUGCGAUCGAACCACCGACGAUAUAGCCAAUUCGUGGCAUUCAGGGUGAGUGAACUACUUGAUACAUCGAAGGUGAGCGAGUGGAAGUGGCUGUCAACAAAGAAAAAUGUAGCAGACGAAGGCACGAAGUGGCAAAGGUUGCCAAACUUCCAACCAAGCAGUCGUUGGUUCCGCGGACCCGAUUUUCUGUGGGAGCCCGAAGAGCAGUGGCCGAUCCAGCAUUCUCCACCACACAGCUGUCGCUCCACUACUAGUAAACUUUGA